GCUCUCCCUCGCUCUCCCUCCCUCCCUCUCUCGCACGCGACGCGUGACGUCUCCCCGCCACGGCGCCUGACGUCACCCGCCGCCGCCGCUGCCCGCCGAGAGCGAAAGGGGCGGCGGAGCAAAGAUGGCCUCGCUGAGCAACGGGCUGGGCACGGACAACGGCGGUGUCAACAACGGCGGCGGCCGGCAUCAGCAGCAGCGGCGGCAGCAGCAGCAGCAGCAUCGGCAGCGGACACGGCUCCGUCAACGGCCUGAGCCACGGGCACAACACGAUCCCCAUGAAAGACCAGGACGCCAUCAAACUCUUCAUCGGCCAAAUCCCGCGCAACCUAGAGGAGAAAGACCUGAAGCCGCUCUUCGAGGAGUUCGGCAAGAUCUACGAGAUCACCGUUCUCAAGGACCGCUUCACGGGCAUGCACAAAGGCUGCGCCUUCCUCACGUACUGCGCACGGGACUCGGCUCUCAAGGCUCAGAGCGCCCUGCACGAACAAGAGACGCUGCCGGGGAUGAACAGACCCAUCCAAGUGAAGCCAGCAGACAGCGAGAGCCGAGGAGACCGCAAGCUGUUCGUGGGCAUGCUGAGUAAGCAGCAGGCCGAGGAGGAGGUGAGGAGGAUGUUUGAGGCGUUCGGCUCCAUCGAGGAGUGCACCAUCCUGCGCGGGCCAGACGGUAACAGCAAAGGCUGCGCAUUCGUGAAGUUCUCCAACCACGCCGAGGCUCAGGCGGCCAUCAACGCGCUCCAUGGGAGCCAGACCAUGCCGGGUGCGUCCUCCAGUCUCGUGGUGAAGUUUGCAGACACGGACAAGGAGCGAACUCUGCGUCGCAUGCAGCAGAUGGCCGGCCAGCUCGGCAUCUUCAACCCCAUGGCCCUGCAGUUCGGCGCCUACGGGACGUACGCUCAGGCGCUGAUGCAGCAGCAGGCCGCACUCAUGGCCGUGGCCCAGGGCGGCUACAUCGCCCCCGUGUCCGCCUUCUCCGCCGCCCAGAUGCAGCAGAUGGCGGCGAUGAACAUGACAAGUUUGGGCGCUCCGCCGAUGACUCCCACGUCAGGGGGCAGCACCCCCCCCGGGAUCGGCUCGUCGGGCUUGCCGGCACUUGCGCCGCCCCCCAUGAGCCUCAACGGCUUCACGGCGCUGCCCCCCCAGCAUAACGGCCAGCCCGAGGCCCUGUACAGCAACGGCUUGCACCCCUACCCAGCUCAAAGCCCCACUGCUGCAGACCCCAUGCAGCAGGCGUACGCCGGCAUACAGCAGUACACAGCGACGUACCCAGCUGUCUAUGGACAAAUCAACCAGAGCUUCCCACACCCGGGCACAGUGCUGCCUCAACAACAGAGAGAAGGCCCCGAGGGCUGCAACCUCUUCAUCUACCACCUGCCAGAGUUUGGGGACGGGGAGCUCACGCAGAUGUUCCUCCCGUUCGGCAGCGUCAUCUCCUCCAAAGUGUUCGUGGACAGAGCCACCAACCAGAGCAAGUGCUUCGGGUUCGUGAGUUUUGAUAACCCGGGCUCUGCCCAGGCUGCGAUCCAGGCCAUGAACGGCUUUCAGAUCGGAAUGAAGCGGCUCAAGGUGCAGCUCAAGCGACCCAAGGACGCCAACCGCCCCUACUGAGACUCACACUCACCAGGGAGACGUUAUGGAACAGCAGCUUCUGACCCCGCACGGGGUAACCCCCUCCCCCCGUCCCCCGCUGGGGUGACCCCUCCCCUCCCCCG
Petromyzon marinus (sea lamprey) is the source of this 1714-nucleotide messenger RNA. Lineage: Eukaryota; Metazoa; Chordata; Hyperoartia; Petromyzontiformes; Petromyzontidae. The record is from RefSeq and is a predicted model, not a curated record.